AUGUCCGCACUUCUAGAUAGCCUCAUGGCCGAUAGCGCUGGGCUCGACAGCUCUCAGCGAUCUGACCCCCCGCCAACGAGCUCCCGCCUCCCGCUCCCCUCAGAGAGCAAUGCGCCCAUGAGUGAGGCACCUGAGUUUGCAGAUGACCAGCUAGUUGGGCCUGGGAGCAGGUCGUCUCACCGUCCCCGACAUCCCAUGUAUAGUAGAGGGGCCCCCAUCGUCCGCGAUGUUGCUGGUGAAAAGGUGCAGCAGGCCUUCGAGGAACUGUUAGAAACACAUAUCGAAGACCCCAUGUCAUCCGGCGCUCCUCCUACAUCUUCGGAAAUGCUCAGUGAUAAAUACUAUAUCUCCCAGAUCCAUGGAAUGCAAAAGCUACAACUUUCCACCCUCUAUGUCGAUUUUACCCACCUCACCUCUAAUCAAGUACUGGCCGAUGCGAUCGUUAACCAGUACUACAGAUUCCAGCCCUACCUUACAAAGGCACUACAUAAUUUAAUUGCGAAAUAUGAACCCCAGUAUUUCCGCGCACAUAGACAGCUUGGAAGCCAUUCUUCACAGGCCGGAACAUCGACCGUGGCUCUCGAUAGCACUGAACCCGACUCUCUAGCCGGAAAAACUAGAUACCAGCAAACCGAUAAGGUGUUCACCCUUGCAUUUUAUAAUCUUCCGCUUGUCUCUCGGCUUCGACAGCUGCGGACGGCGCAGAUUGGCAUGCUUUGCUCCAUAUCAGGAACAGUGACGAGAACAUCCGAAGUGCGUCCAGAACUUGCUUUGGGAACGUUUAUCUGUGGAAAUUGCAAUGCUGUCUGCUCGGAUAUUGAACAGAGUUUUAAAUUUACAGAACCUACUCAGUGUCCGAAUGCGGUUUGUGGAAAUCGUGUUGGAUGGCGACUCGAUAUUAGAAAAAGUACUUUCGUUGACUGGCAGAAGGUUAAGUUGCAAGAGUCAUCACACGAGAUACCCACUGGAAGCAUGCCUAGAACUAUGGACGUCAUCCUACGUGGAGAGAUGGUCGACCGUGCAAAGGCUGGCGAAAGAUGUAUAUUCACCGGAACUCUUGUCGUGAUUCCAGAUGUCAGUCAAGCAGGGUUGCCGGGUGUUCGCCCUGAAGCAACUAGGGAUUACGGAAAUUUCAGGGGCGGUGAUGUUGGCGGCAAUGGUGUCAGCGGGUUAAAAUCUCUCGGUGUGCGGGAUCUCACUUACCGCCUCGCAUUCCUUGCAAGCAUGGUAACGCCAGACUUGUCAACUCCUGGCCAGUCAUCAAACCAGAACCUGACGGGCCAGUCUCCAAAUAUCCUUUCCUCCUUGAACCAGGUUGAGGUGCCUGAUGACGUUGAAGAUGAAGCGCAAACGGCCCUGCUUCACUCUCUAACUCCCUACGAGGUCCAGGACCUAAAGCAGAUGGUGCAUUCUGACUAUAUCUACGCUCGACUUAUAGAUUCUAUUGCUCCUAUGAUAUACGGCCAUCAUCAGAUUAAAAAAGGCUUACUCCUUCAAUUGAUCGGCGGUGUUAGCAAACGAACAGUAGAGGAAUCGAUGCAGCUUCGUGGUGACAUCAAUAUUUGCAUUGUGGGCGACCCAUCCACAAGCAAGAGUCAGUUUUUAAAAUACAUUUGUAAGCUGCACCCUCGAGCAGUAUAUACUAGUGGUAAAGCAUCUUCUGCUGCUGGUCUUACCGCUGCGGUUGUUAAGGAUCCAGAAACUGGGGAGUUUACAAUUGAAGCGGGAGCAUUGAUGCUUGCUAACGGCGGUGGGAUCUGCGCGAUUGAUGAAUUCGACAAAAUGGAUAUAAGUGACCAGGUUGCUAUCCACGAAGCCAUGGAACAGCAAACUAUUUCAAUUGCCAAAGCUGGAAUCCACACAACGCUCAACGCUCGCGCAAGUAUUCUGGCUGCUGCGAACCCUAUCGGGGGAAGAUACAACCCUAAGACCACUUUGAGAGGAAACCUCAACUUCAGCGCUCCCAUCAUGAGUCGAUUUGACCUUUUCUUCGUUAUUCGAGAUGAUCCUAAUGAGGCAGUGGAUAGAAACCUUGCAGACCACAUUGUGAAUGUCCAUAUGAAUCGGGAUGAAGCUGUGAAACCUGAAUUAUCCACGGAGCAGUUACAAAGAUAUAUUAGGUUUGCACGGACAUUCCGACCAGUCUUUACUGAAGAAGCUAGGGCGUUGGUCGUUGAGAAAUAUAAGGAACUUCGUGCCGAUGAUUCACAGGGAGGCAUGGGCAGAAGCAGCUAUAGAAUUACUGUCCGACAGCUGGAGAGUUUGAUUCGACUAUCUGAAGCAGUGGCGAAGGCCAAUUGCGUGGAGGAAGUCAUUCCCAGCUUUGUGAAGGAAGCCUAUGAUUUGCUACGGCAGAGCAUUGUUACUGUCGAGAAGGAUGACGUGGAUGUUGAUGAUGAGGAAGAUGCCGCUGCCGCUGCCGGAAAUAACCAGGCUGCUGCUGAAGACCAGAACAUGAUGGACGAGGAUGAUAAUACCCAACAGAUUACGGACACACAGCAAGGUACCGGUGAGAGUCGGCCUCAAAAGAUGAAGAUAACAUACGACAAAUAUAUGCGUGUACUGAACGUUCUCGUACGCCGCGUUAAUGACGAUGAGACCCGAAGCGGGGAGGGUGUUGAAGAGGAGGACCUCAUCCUUCAUUACCUCGAACAAGUGGAGUCUGAAUUAAAUAAUGAAGAAGAACUAGAACAAGAACGAGCCUUGGUGACGAAGAUUUUGAAGAGAAUGGUUAAGGAUAACAUCCUUAUGCAAAUCCGCGGAGACGGUUUGAUGGAAACUGACAGUGGAGCACAGCCUGCAGACGAGCCCAAAGUGGUUUACGUAUUGCAUCCCAACUGUGCAGUCGAAGAGAUGUAG
This is a messenger RNA of Microsporum canis CBS 113480, 2859 nucleotides long. Its product is annotated as DNA replication licensing factor mcm6. Gene Ontology annotation, biological process: double-strand break repair via break-induced replication; mitotic DNA replication; DNA replication initiation. The transcript has 4 exons. The record is from RefSeq and is a predicted model, not a curated record. Gene Ontology annotation, cellular component: nucleus; MCM complex. Bases 1 to 2859 code for a protein of 952 amino acids. Gene Ontology annotation, molecular function: single-stranded 3'-5' DNA helicase activity; single-stranded DNA binding; ATP binding. Lineage: Eukaryota; Fungi; Ascomycota; Eurotiomycetes; Onygenales; Arthrodermataceae.